AUGGACGAUCUUUUCAAACCGAUCAAGACCGCCCGCAAGGUCCAGCACAAUAUCGACAAGUUAGAGACCCUCUCACUAAGUGGAACGCCAGCCUCGCAACCGGCCAGUUCCAAGUCUAAAAUUUCGAUCAUUGGCAGCGACUCAGAAGAGCCCAGUGGAGUUACAAGUGAGCCGUUCAGCCUCCGACCCUCCGGAAACUCGUUGCAAAGUUCCAGUUCGGCAUAUUCGAGCUAUGAAAAGCACAAGCGUUAUGACUCAACCGCUUUCCUUCAAAAAUCUUACCUGAAAGAGAAUGCUCCAGCCUCGCUACCAGAUGAUGCACGGGAAAUCCUCAAGAGCCAACCAGACAACGGAGAUCUAGCGGCAGUCCUACAAUAUCUCCAAUAUGGCAUCGACGGAAAACAUGAUUUUGACGUGCGACUUCCUAGCCCCAAAGCGUCUCAGAUCGUCAACAUCCUUGUGACGGUGACGAUUCCUGAUCAGUGGCUGCGUUUGCGUGGUGCUAGCCUCCCCAAAAGUGAUGACCAGCUGAAGAAGUCUCUCCUUGCCUGUCUGAAUAGUGUGGCGGGAAUAGGCGCGCUGUUGAUGCAGAUCAGACGUCUCUCAUCCGUCAGCUCUGACCAGAAGAAUCCAUUCCUGGAAGAUGCGGUAUCUGUUCUGUCAACCGUUCUUGCCGGCAGCCAGGUGCUAUCAAUAUUUUUGCGUGACGCCAUUACACUUUUCAAAACAGAAAUACAACGUCGGGUAUUCUGGCAAGAAGUGACGACUCUUUUGGCCGGAAGUAAAGUCUUUGCGACGAUGGCACAAGUCUUUGCAACGACGCGAAGCCUCCGAGACCAGAACACCAGUACUUGGCUCGGAGAUGGACCAGAAUACUCCAGAUGGCUUUCUAGAAACAUUUCGACCGCAGCCACAAGCCUCAAUGCUUCAAUUCCUUCUGAUAAUCAGAAACUGAAUAUGCUUUGCCCGGUACUGAAACGUGGCUUGAGUCUCGGUUAUCGUGAUCCUUUAGUAACGGAGCUCUACACUUCUCUUCUUCUUGGAAAGAGCGUCUUGUGGACGACUGUGCACGACUUAGUUCAGAGCUUGCCGACGUAUGACCAGACUGGUCUUUUUGACAUUAUUCUGCGCGAUCUGGCAUCAAAAUUCCUCCGAGACAGCCCCGGUGUUGUACAAGAAAAGGAUGUUCUAUUGAAAAACGCAACAGUCAUUGGAGGAGUGUCAGCGAUGAUCACAGGACUGGUCCAGAACAACAGUCUUUUAGAAGCUCAUGUCCUUCAGCGGCUAACGAGCACGAGUGGGGAGUAUUCUGGUCUUGGCCUUGAUACGCGGAGGGCUGUCAUUGCAACUCUUGCCUCGAGUCAAGAAAAACUCGGGGAGCUCCUUGACAAGAGCCUGGAGCACUUCGGAAAUAAGUUACAGAUCCAACAUGAACCAAUUCUACAGCAGGAAUCAACGGCCCAAACAAUUCUGCUUGCUAUCGGCUACCUCAACCACGUGAACCACGAGUCUGCCAAACAAAUUUCGAGCUCUACUACAUUCCUCCGUAUGGUUUCCAAUCGCCUUUCGGCUUCUGUUCCUCGUGCUCGAUUCUUAGGGAUGAUUGUUGCGGUUGCAAUGUCAAGAUUGGUAGAUGAGCCUGACAAGGUCAUGAAUUUCGGUGUAGAAGAGAUGGAAGGAGAAGAGGCUCGGCGGUGGCUGGAGCUGGUGAGUAUAAGAGACCGGGUCGGGGAGUUGGAUGACUUGCCUAAAGAACCAGUUGAGCCGGAGAAACAGCAGCCUGUCGAGAGUACGUUAAGGUAUGUUCGUCAGAAACGAGUGCCAGUCCAAUCUCAGCCUCAGAGUUCCAAGAUCAUCGCAAUCGAAGAAGUCUCCCAUUCCGACCAAGACGUCGACGUCGACGAAGAUCCGGAUUUGCGUCCCUACGCGCUUCCUGAUAGCGAUCCCUCCGAUUCCGAUGAAGAUCCAACCCUCGUCCAUCGCGACAAACCCACUGUCCCAGUCUACAUCACUUCGCUCAUAAAGCAGUUGAACAUCCCGGAUGAUCCAUCGACAAUCGAAUUGGCCCUCAAGGCUGCGCCCUCCUUGAUUCGGCGAAAAGCAAAUUUUGGGGACGAACUGUCUUCAAACAUUCUUCAGCUUGCUUCCUCGCUUCUCAAUCUUCGGGAAGGGAUGUCAAAGGAAGAGAUGCAGCAAAUGAGACUCGAAGCCUUGAUCGCAUGCUUAGUUUCGAAGCCCGGAGUCAUGGGCCCCUGGAUUGCGAGCAUGUACUUUGAAGGAGAUUUCUCCAUCGCGCAACGUGCAGCAUUGUUGACCGCUAUGGCCCUAGGAGCAAGGGAAAUAGCCGGGAUCGACGACGAGAUUGAGCGACCAUCGACGACUUCAAACCUGGCCGACUCGUCCUUCCCCUCAAGCCGGCUUCCAUCCCAUCUUGAGGAAACUUACUCGGUAAAUGCUUCACCUCUAGACACCCUAUCGAUCAACCUCUCCCACCGCACGCUACAACCUAUGGCCCUUUCCGCCGCAGACAAGAUCACAGGGCCCAACGUCCUCAAAAUCCGCACGUUUUCGUCCCGCAUGGCCGUGGCAGCAAAAGAGGCCGCUAAAAUUGAAGCCCGAUCUAAACGCAUCCCAAAGGAGCUCCACAAAUUCCUUGCCGAGUCCAUGUGCCUACCCUUCUGCUCGCGACUGGCCCUACUUCUCUCCUCACUCAUCUCUUCACCCUAUCUGGCAAGUUCAACGCUCUUGCACCCCUCGCUGCUGAAACUGAGCCUACAAACUCUCAUCGUCCUUACUUCCACCAUAGGUCCAAACGCGCUCCAGCUCCCUCCACUGACGCGUGAAACCCUCCUGCUGCUGACAACGCUGCACACCAUCCCGUCACUGGCGCAUGAUCCCAUCGUUCUCCCCACGAUCCUUCACCUGCUUCUGACACUGCUUGAUCUGAAUAUCGAAGCCGGCUCGACCGCGGAAGAGCGACUUGUGACAGACUUCGGACCUAUGAUCGCCGAGCUCGUCUCCUGGGCCGCAGCGCUGGGUGAUCGGGCCUCGAUCCCCGAAAUCCGCGACGACCCGAGCGUGGGAAUGGCGAUGCCCUGGCCAGUCCUUGUCGCAGGCAUCCAGGUCAAGUGGCAGGAAGUCGGGCGAAAGUUUCAGGGCCGCAUGCUUGGAUUGAUAGCCGGGACGGAAUUUGAUUCCUUUUGA
Messenger RNA from Rhinocladiella mackenziei CBS 650.93, 3204 nucleotides. RefSeq lists its product as uncharacterized. The coding region runs from base 1 to 3204 and encodes 1067 amino acids. Gene Ontology annotation, cellular component: cytosol. Gene Ontology annotation, biological process: telomere maintenance via telomerase; protein stabilization. The transcript has 4 exons. The record is from RefSeq and is a predicted model, not a curated record. Gene Ontology annotation, molecular function: Hsp90 protein binding; telomeric repeat DNA binding. NCBI's taxonomy places the organism in Eukaryota, Fungi, Ascomycota, Eurotiomycetes, Chaetothyriales, Herpotrichiellaceae.